Messenger RNA from Rhagoletis zephyria (snowberry fruit fly), 3566 nucleotides. RefSeq names its product Multicopper oxidase 1 (gene Mco1). Gene Ontology annotation, cellular component: plasma membrane. Gene Ontology annotation, molecular function: copper ion binding; oxidoreductase activity. NCBI's taxonomy places the organism in Eukaryota, Metazoa, Arthropoda, Insecta, Diptera, Tephritidae. The record is from RefSeq and is a predicted model, not a curated record. Gene Ontology annotation, biological process: iron ion transport.
GUGCAAUUGCAUAUUUUUCAAAUUAUUGAAAAUUAAAACACACACACACACAUAGAUACAACAAAAACACAAGGAGAUGCGAAAAUGUGUGCCAGUGUCAUAAAUCAAAUUAACACCGCCAAACGCAUUAGCAGCAACAGCAGUGGAAAAGGCAAAAAAAUCAUUAACACAGCCAGCUGUGACGUCAUGAACAGCAGCAGCAGCAACAACAACAACAAUAACAACAACAACAGCCAUAUGCAAGCACUUGCCAGCAGUCACCGCCUUCGUUGUGAGUUCACUGCCACAAAGCGCGCCAAUGUCCGGCUCAAGUUGUGGCCGCUUUCGUUGCCGUCAACGUCGCUGCCGCUGCUACUGUUAGUGGGCGCAUCGCUGCUGCUGUGCGCUGCAAAACCGACUAAUGCCGCCGCCACCGCCACCGCCACUAACGCCAAUAACAAAAGCGCACGCGAAAUUAUCAGCAACACCAGUGCGGAUGAAAAAAANUCACUGCCACAAAGCGCGCCAAUGUCCGGCUCAAGUUCGCCGCAAGAUACCAAGUGUUCGGUCCUUAUAGACGAUAUGCAGGAGACGCGUGAUAUUGGCGCUGUUUGGAUUUCCUCACACGAUGCAUGCGACGUGCACGCUUGCGAACUAGAUGCUAGCGGUGUGCCGCGAGAGACUAUCACGAAGGUCGAUUGUGGACAGUUCUAUUGCGAUGUGGAUUCGGAGUUACGUUCGCAACCGGGCAGCUGCUGUGGUGAAUGUGUACGCACCAAGUGCCGCUUCAAUGACACCGUCUACGAGCUGGGUCAGACUUGGCACAGUCCGGAUGGCUGCACGAUGUACGAAUGCGCGCCACUGCCAGCAGCUUCCAUCGUCACACCAAUCGUAAAUGUUUACGAAAAAACAUGUGCGCCGCUACCGGCAGAUUGUCCGCGAGAGCGGGUGUUUGUGAAAGAUUGUUGCGUGCAGUGUCGCGGUACAGAGGCGGAUAUGGCGCGCAACAGCGCCGCUUCGGUUGAACUGCGCGAGGAGAAUGGUGACAUUUGGACCGAGGAGUUUUAUCGCAAUCAUCCGUGUGCGCGCGAAUGCCAACCAAAUGCAGCGCCGAUGACUUGUCAUUACACUUUCGUGGUUGAAUGGUAUGAGACUAUGUCGAAAGCUUGCUACGCGUGUCCGCAGAACGGCACUGACUGCGAGCGGCCACACUGUGUGCUCGGCGAUGGCAUUGAACGCAGUGUUAUGGUGGUAAAUCGCAUGAUGCCCGGCCCCUCAAUGGAAGUGUGCCAUGGCGACAUGAUUGUCGCCGACGUACGCAAUCAUCUGCUCGGCGAUAGCACUACCAUACACUGGCAUGGCAUGCACAUGCUCGAUUAUCCAUAUAUGGACGGCGUGCCACACGUCUCGCAGUGUCCGAUCUCACCGCAUUCCACCUUCCGUUAUCGUUUUCGCGCCGACAAUCCGGGCACACACUUCUGGCACUCACAUACCGGCAUGCAGCGUGGUGAUGGCGUCUUUGGCGCGCUGAUUGUGCGACGGCCGCGUGCAAACGAAGCGCAUGCACACCUUUAUGAUUUUGAUUUGUCCGAACACAAGAUGAUUCUGCAGGAUUGGGUGCAUACACCGGGCGUAAGCAUUUUUGCAUCGCAUCAUCAUUCGCGUGGUGAUAAUAAGCCGGUGAAUUUAUUGGUGAAUGGGCGUGGACGCUUCUACUAUGCCAUUUGGGAUCAAGCCAAGAAAGAAGCGAGAGCUAGCGCAGCAGCCAAGCAGAGUAAGAGCGCCGCUGUGCCCACACCAACGCCGCAGCCAACAACAACCUCUACGUCUACUACUACGAGUCCAGAAACGUAUAUAGUAAACCAGCCGCAAAUACAUUUGCCCGACUGGAAGACUGAAUUACUACAUCCGGUAAACAAUUCGAACGUCCACAUCAUGCGCUUCCGAGAGACCAAUGAAGUUUUACGCUUAGCGCGCGUUGCAAAGGAAGAAACUCAGCAGCCUGCAGGCAAUUAUUCCGAAGGCACUGACAGCAUUGCUGGGGCGACUUCUACCUCUGGCACUCAUCGUUCGAAACGCGCCGUGGAUGAGAUUCUCUUACAUCAAAUGCCGCUGCAAACAUAUCAUGUGCAGCGUGGCUUCCGUUAUCGCUUCCGCAUCAUCAACGCCGAAUUUCUGAACUGCCCCAUUGCGGUGUCCAUUGAUAAUCACACGCUCACGGCCAUACAUUCGGACGGCUAUGACUUUGAGCCACUCGAAGUUGGCUCGAUAGUCACUUAUGCCGGUGAACGCUUUGACUUCGUGUUGAAUGCGAAUCAACCCGUCGGCAGCUACUGGAUACGCUUCAAAGGGCUCAUGGACUGCAGCGAUCAAUUCACAUCCGCCUUCCAAGUGGGCAUAUUGCGGUACGAGAGCGCAACGGAGGAUGAGCCAAGCGGUGUGCUGGGUUGGCAACACAAAGCUGAGGGCAUCGAAUUGAAUGCGAUGAAUCGCGGUUCAGGAUAUCCCGACUCAUUGACUGCGGCCGAGAUGACAGCGUUGCCAAUUUAUGACACCAUGCCAGGUGUGGAUCGUGACGCACUCAAACCCGUGGCAGAUUACAAAUUUUUCGUCUACUAUGAUUUCUAUGCCAAGGACCAUCCCGACUUCCAUCCAGCCAAUUACUACAGCUUCAACGACAGCAUGGGCAAGACGAAUAAGGUUUACACGCCACAACUGAAUCACAUCUCGUUCAAGUUCCCACCAAUGGCUUUGAUGGCGGAUCGCAAUCAAGUAGACGAGUCGCUCUUCUGCAACGACACUAGCCUCGCGCAGCAGGGCAUCGAUUGCCGGAGUGAAUUCUGCCAGUGCCAUCAUGUGUUGCAAGUACCGCUAAACUCUGUUGUGGAAGUUAUCUUGGUAGAUGAAGGUUUCACUUUCGAUGCCAAUCACCCCUUCCAUUUGCACGGCAACUCCUUUCGUGUGGUGGGUCUAGAACGCUUAGGCAGCAAUGUCACAAUCGAAAUGAUCAAACAGCUCGAUCGCUACAAUUUACUUAAACGCAACCUCGAUAGACCGCCGGUCAAGGACACUGUAACCGUGCCGGACGGUGGUUACACUAUCAUCCGCUUCGAGGCCUAUAAUCCUGGUUUUUGGCUCUUCCAUUGUCACAUCGAGUUCCAUGCUGAGAUCGGCAUGGCGCUGGUUUUUAAAGUUGGCGACAAUGAUCAAAUGAAAUCAGCGCCAAAGAAUUUCCCAACGUGUCAUGAUUUUAUGCCGAAGGACAGCGAUGAGGACGAUGCGGAGGAUAACAGCGGAAACAGUACGACAGAUGGUGUUACAAAUGCGCCUGCCACAUCAGAUCCCAGCACCGGUAGUGCCGCAGCGCUGAGCGCGAGAUGUUUCAGUUUACUUUUAAUGCUUCUGAUUCUAUGUGCUUCGCGUUUGGGAAUCUUCCACGCAGCACUGGCGAUACACUAAUUGGCAGUUUUGAAGCUUACUAAAUAUGUUGUUAACUAGAAUAUUUAUUGAUUUGCUCACACAAACUAACUAGAGCCUUACCACCGAGUCACUCUCUUCGAGAUAAAUCGAGAUGUUAUUCGAUUAAU